GUCCGAUCCGCCCAGAUAUAAGGCGCGCGAUCUCCCGAACACCGCACUCGCGUUGUAGCAGACGUAGCAGACGUAGCACCAACGUAGAAUCGUAGCAAUGGCUUUCGGAAGUGUAGAAGCGUGUCGCGUGGCGGUGUGGUGCGCGGUGGUGGCGUGGUGCGCGUGCAGCGCGUGGGCGGCGCCCGCGCAGCUCUGCAGCGCCGCGGCGGAAGACGACCCGCGUGCUGCCCGCUUCUGCCAGGCUCUAAACACCUUUCUUGAACUAUAUGCUGAGGCGGCUGGCGAGCAAGUACCGGAAUAUCAAGCUUUAGUUCGCGACUAUCCUCAACUCCUCGACACGGGCAUGAAGCGUCAGGACGUCGUGCACUCCUUCCUCCGCUUCGGUCGCCGCUGACCGCCAUCUCUACCGAACCGCAUCUAAGCCUACCCGUUAAACGUCUACCUUGUUCAUUCGACUAUGUCCAAAACAUUGUAAGUUCCUUAUAUGUUAGUACAAUUAUCCAGACACUGCGAAAUAUGGAUUAUAUCUAGGCUAUGAUGUACUUAUCGCUAAAGUAUUAUAGAUUAAGUAAUGUAAUGGUCUUGUUGUCAACAUUUUUCGCAUUUCGUUUGGUAAGCAGAAUAUUUAAUAUUGUAAUGUUUUAAAUAAAUAAAUACAUAUUUGUG
This is a messenger RNA of Vanessa atalanta (red admiral), 666 nucleotides long. It is a transcript of the gene MS, whose product is annotated as myosuppressin-like. The transcript is spliced from 3 exons. Lineage: Eukaryota; Metazoa; Arthropoda; Insecta; Lepidoptera; Nymphalidae. Bases 98 to 394 code for a protein of 98 amino acids. The record is from RefSeq and is a predicted model, not a curated record.